AUGCUUUUAGUCACAGCAACACGAUCAGCUGCAUACGUUUCUGGCCGCACAUUAUUUAAUCGAGAAACAGAGAUUGUGUACAGAGUAAAGUGACAUUUUUAUAAUUUUACGUUUUGUCUGGUUGAAUAAAGAGAGUCAUCCGAUUGCUGUCAGCAAUGGAAAUACGUUCUAGAGAACAUUUACAAGAAUUGCAGAAACUGUUGCGAGAAGUAGAACCUGCCGAUGAACCUAUGGAUGAGGAAAGCUUAUCAGAUGAUCAACAAUCGAUUGACACAAAACUUCUUAGUUCAAUGAAGGAAAGUUCAAGAAAGGAGAUGUUAAGAAGGGUGCAGUCUAUGUACACAAGCCAUUCUAUUCCUUGCAAUAUUCCCAAUAUUGACUGGUUCGUUACACCGCAGGAGAAGGAAAGACAAAAAACAGACCAUGUACCCGAAGCGUUAGGCGCUGCGAAGGAUGUGAACACUCCACUAGAAGCAUGGUCUCUCCUUUUUACUGAUGAAAUGUUAAAUAUAAUUAUCAAAUAUACUAACGCUGAGAUGGCACGGAAACGAGAACACAAUUUCACAGAUACAACUGAUUUAUCAGAUACUGAUCUUGAAGAAAUAAAAGCGUUUAUAGGAUUUUUAUACUUUUGUGGAUUACAAAAAAAUAAUCAUAAACGUCUCUUGAAAUUAUGGAGUACGCUUUCACCUUUGUACUCUUUAAGUAUGUCAAAAGUAACUCGCUUUGCACUUUUGUUACAAUGUUUACGGUUUGAUGACAAAAAUACACGUCAAGAACGUCGCCAGCGUGAUAAGUUAGCACCAAUUUGUGAUCUUUGGGAUUUAUUUGUAUCGAAUUGUAUGAAAUAUUAUUCACCGAGUAAAUAUGUAACAAUACAUAAGCAUUUACUAUGUUUCCGCGGAAGAUGUCCUUUUCGCGUAAGUUCCGAAGACAAAUACGGACUUGAAAUUGUUAUGAUGAACGAUUCAGAAACAUAUUAUAUGAUAAACGCUAUUCCUUACGUUGGGAAGAUCAAUACGAACCGUUCGGAGCCAGUACCUUGUUCCUAUGUACGUCAAUUAUCUAAGCCGAUCCAUAAGAGUCACAGAAACAUUACUUGUGAUAACUGGUUUACUUCUACUUCUCUCGUGCAAAUAAUGCAGGAAAAAUUUUCACUUAGUAUAGUAGGGGAAAUUGAACCAAAUAAGUUGAAUAUACCACAGGAAAUGAAAGAUUUCACAGAAGUUAAUAGUAUACGUUUUCGUUAUGCUGAUAACAUGACAUUACUUUCAUAUUGUCCUAAAAUAAAUAAAACUGUUUUAAUAUUAUCUUCUUUACAUGAACAAAACGAUAUAAAUCUUGGAGCAAACAUGAUUCAAUUUUACAAUUCUAUUAAAAGCAGCACUAACAUUUUUGAUCAAUUAUGUUACGAAUAUAGUACUGUACGUCCUUCUAAUCGUUGGCCGACACGAUUUUUCUUUGAUAUCCUUGAUUACACCAGUAUCAAUAGUUUCAUUUUAUAUACUUUAAACAAAAAUAACGAUAAGAUAGCAAGAUAUAAAUUUUUAGAAACAUUAGCUAAAAGUUUAAUCAUGCCAUAUAAAAAUAGACACUUGCCUUUAUAUACAAUCCCACAUCAAUUACAAAGUGCAAAAUGCAAAUGGUGUCCUGUCGAUUUAGAUAGUAAAAGUCUAACUUUUUGUCCUCAAUGCAAAGAACCACGAUGCGAGGAGCAUCGCUCAAUGUUAUGCGAAAAUUGUGCAACAUAAGCAGAUAAGCUUAUUUUUGUAUCAUUAUUACAUGUUUCAAAUAUGUUUUUUUAUAAUUUGUCUCCAAAAUAUACUAAUGUAUAAUAACUAUAUAUUGAAAUAUGGUGAACAGCACACGUAUAUCCGCAAACAGUAUACGUAUUUAUGUUCUCAUAUUAUUUUCAUUGACAAAUUAUGUAAAAAUAUAAAGGAUUGGUUGCACAUAUACGUAUAUUUUUUGUCAUGUUUUAGUAUAUGGAUUAGGUUAGAGUUUUGGGGAAGUGAUGCGGAAAAAGGGUUCGGAGUCCUUCCCCCGCGCAUAUGCGUGUACUGUUUACCAUAUUUCAAUGUAUAUUGUAUACCAAAAUUAAGUUCCGUUUGAACAAUUUUUUUGUUAUUAACUUUUUAUUAAACAAUGAGAGCCAGUUAACAUCUUUUGAAUGUUAUUCUGGGCAGUAAAUAUGAGAACAUAUAUUAAGGUUAAGCUCAUUCCUCUGUACUCGAUAAUUAUCUAAAAAAUAAUUAUUAUGAAUGUAUCUUUACUUCUUCGAUAUACCGCCAAAGAAUUACAGCGCUUCCGACUUAUAAACUUAAAGUUAAUAAAAUUGUUUAAAAUAACGAAAAAAUAAUUGCCCAAUAAAAUUAAUGAGAUGCAAUUUGUAAGUGUCAUAAUAUGUAAUCGUUUUUAUUUUGAAAGUAAUAAAAUAUUUAAAAAAUGCCGUAAUAAGAAUUUCAUUU
Odontomachus brunneus is the source of this 2468-nucleotide messenger RNA. RefSeq names its product piggyBac transposable element-derived protein 4-like. Bases 156 to 1751 code for a protein of 531 amino acids. The record is from RefSeq and is a predicted model, not a curated record. NCBI's taxonomy places the organism in Eukaryota, Metazoa, Arthropoda, Insecta, Hymenoptera, Formicidae. The transcript is spliced from 2 exons.